Diversispora eburnea is the source of this 1224-nucleotide messenger RNA. Lineage: Eukaryota; Fungi; Glomeromycota; Glomeromycetes; Diversisporales; Diversisporaceae. The record is from the annotation of a GenBank genome assembly.
AUGUCAGUCGCCUCCGUUGCACCCUCAGUUUCAAGUUCACCUCCUCGUCCACAAAUUUAUACAUGUUUGGCCUGUCAAGUCACUUUUGAUGUUGCCGAGUCACAAAGAAACCAUUAUGUUACUGAUUGGCAUCGUUACAACUUGAAAAGAAAGAUCGCCGAAUUGCCACCAGUGACUCAUAAUGCAUUUGAACAAAAAGCUUUAGCUCAGCAAGCUCUUAACCAGAAUGCAGUUGAGAAGGCUAGUUUUUCUGCAGAAUGUUCCGCUUGUGGCAAAACCUAUUAUUCAGAAAAUGCCUACGCGAAUCAUUUACAUUCUAAUAAACAUAAAAUUGCUGAAAUUAAAGCUACUCAAGAAGGCAAAUUGCAAAAAAAAAUUACAAUAAAUUUAAAAAAUAAAGAAAACCUUCAAGAAAUAGAGCAGCUAAGCAUUGAAGAGAUAAUUGAAAAAAAAAUCGCAUCAUCAAUUAAAUUGGAUGAAACCGAUUGUCUUUUUUGCAUACAAAAAUCCGAAUCUUUUGAUGACAAUAUGAGACACAUGACCAAAGUCCAUAGUUUUUUCAUUCCAGAGAUUGAAUAUUUGGUUGAUCUUCAUGGUCUUAUCCAAUAUUUGGGUGAAAAAAUUUCGGUUGGUAAUGUGUGCAUAUAUUGUAAUGGGCGAGGUAAAGAAUUAAAAAGUCUUGAAGCAGUGCGAAAACAUAUGAUCGACAAAGGUCAUUGCAAAAUAGCUUAUGAUACAGAUGAAGAUAUAAUGGAAAUUGUAGAUUUUUAUGGUUUUUCUACCGCUUGUCUUUCCGAGGAUAGCGAAGGAUGGAUACAUUUGGAUGAUGACGAAUGGGAAAAUAUUAAAGAAAAUGAUGAUAGUAGUAGUGGUAGUAUUGCAGAUAAACAUGUUAUUCCUAAGAAUGAAUUGGUAUAUGAUGAAACGGAACUGAUAUUGCCAUCCGGUGCUCGUGUGGGACAUCGUUCAUUGCAAAGAUACUAUAAACAAAGUUUACGUCCUUUAGAGGAACAUGAUUCUGUCAUUAUUAACCGCCUUAUUACUCAAUAUGGUGAAAGUUUUGGGUACACUCGAAAUUCUGGAGGAUUGCUUAUAGCCAAAAGUGCACAAGCCAAGCAUUCUCGAAAUUCGAUCUUAGAUAAGAGUUGUCAACUAGAAUUUGAUACCCGUGUUGGAAUAAAAGCUAAUAAAUUACAACGUCACCUUCGAAAACAAAUAUUGUAA